CAAUAGUUCAGCCAUGCGUACUUGCGCGCACACUCAGUCACUCUGAGGUUGGCGUGACUUACUCCCUACUUUCGUCACUAUUUGCAAAUGAUUUAUAAUUACAUCCAACAUUUGCUGACAACAUUAUGUUUUCACAGCCUGCGUGCCUCAGGGAGCAGUCACCGAAAUCCGUGCGAAGUACAUCCAGGUAGGAUAACUAUACAGGUGUACAUUGUGCUUGCGUCUGUUCGGGUACACGGGGCAUUGCAACGAAGGGCUUAUUUGAGAGCGCAUGCACAACGGUAUAAACUUUCAUCCAGUGGUAUUCAUUUACAUUGGUGCUUUGGCGCGCAUAGGACCCGUCGUCUGCGGCAUACAUUUUGGAAUACUUCACGAUCGUGAGAAAAAUUCAUCACCGUCUGACUCGGUGGAUCUACGAACCCCGGUGUAGAAAAACACGAGACGUGAGCCGUGUUUUGACUAGCUUUGACACGAGAACCAUGGAUAUUAACAGGUUCGUGCUGUGUUGUAUAGUAGUGGCCUGUAGCAGUCUGUGUCAGCUGACUUAUGGAGGUGUUCUACCGGGGGAGCUCCAGGGUGAUGGUGGUGUGGAUGUGGGGCAUCUAGAUGGUGUUCCUGGAGCUGGUAGGAUGAUUUUGGGGAGGUAUGCCAGAGCACCAGGCCCAGGAAUUCAGACGUCGAAAUGCAGCGGAGGACUGGACUUGUAUUUUGUCUUGGACAAAUCAGGAAGUGUCUCACAUAUCCACUUCCAGCAGCAGACUGUCAACUUUACUGCAUUGCUACUCAGCAGAUUCACGAGCUCCAAAGUACGUGCUUCUUUCAUCACUUUUUCAACGUUUGCUGAAGUCGUCACAAGGCUUACAAGUGACAGUGCUGCUCUCACCAAGGGGAUUCAACGCCUUCGUGCUGUGGUGCCGGAUGGAAAUACACAUCUACAUUAUGGCAUUGAGAAGGCCAAGACACAAAUCAUGUCAUCAGGUGGUGAUACAGCUAGUGUGAUCAUAACAUUGACCGAUGGAAAACUCAGUGACGUUCCUGAAUCUGUUGCAGAGGCAAAUAUCGUUCGAAAUUUGGGGGCGUCUGUACUUGCUGUGCGUGUUGGAGAUAGCAAUACCAUAGACUUGAUCAACGUCGCCGAUAAACCUACAUCGCAACACAUCUUCCGAGGCGACACAUUCAACGAUCUCGACAGUAUUAUUGACCAGAUUGUGAAUACAUCAUGUGUCGAAAUCUUGUCUGCACAUCCAACCGAAGUUUGUACGGGAGAAACCUUCAAUGUUACGAUAAGAGGGAAUGGGUUUGCUAAAACAAACGAUGUCUCCCAAGUACUCUGCAAUUUUCGGCUGAAUGAUACGGAUAAUCAAGAGGUUCGACCGUAUUUAGUGACCGACAGUGAAUUGGUAUGCGCAGCUCCACAAAUAGAACAAGAUGGAGACUUUGUGGUGCUUCAAGUGUCUGUGAACGGGAAGACUUUUAUAUCGAGUAAUUUAACCAUUACUGGUACAUCUUGCACACCGCCUGAUGUAAUUGCUAUCGUCCUGGGCUUAUUCCUAGCGCUCCUCGCUCUUGGUCUGUUCCUCCUGUGGUGGUUCUGGCAGCUCCUGUGCUGUGUGGUUGUGGUGAAGCCGAAGCCCCCUCCUCCUUCCCCACCCCCAUCCCCCAACUCUAAGAAGUGGCCUACAGUGGACGCUUCGUACUAUGGAGGUGGCGGCAUAGGAGGUAUUAAGGCAGUCAGAGUGAACUGGGGUGAGAAUGGAUGCACGGAGGCAGGGUCCCAUCUUGAGAAAGCUAAAAAUGCCAAGACCCUAGCGAUUAACGAGGAAUCAGACGGCCAACUCUUGGGAUCAAACGGAAUGAGCAUGUCAUGCCUUGAGGCACUCAAGAAAUGUUUUGCUCCAGUGAAAGCAUUCUAUGACAGGAUUGCCGUCUCGAGACCUGCACCUGGACAGAAGGGCUACUGCUGUUCAGUCCAGCGCUAAAGGCCAUGAUCAUGAAACCUCAAGUCUGGAGACUCGUGAGACGCAAUCGUCAUGGAUCAAACAACUUUGCAAUACUUGGAUACAUUCACAAUUUCAUGCUGUACAUAUUCUUUAAAUUUUGUGAAAAUUACCAAAUAGCCCUUUUUAUCAGAAAAAUCAUUCCCAAGUAGGAGCUAUGGAUUGCAUGUACCUUAAUUCUAAACAAGCAACAACAAGACCGCCGGAACUUUAUGUAAUGUUCUGUC
Messenger RNA from Strongylocentrotus purpuratus (purple sea urchin), 2224 nucleotides. RefSeq names its product anthrax toxin receptor 1. The transcript has 15 exons. The record is from RefSeq and is a predicted model, not a curated record. Gene Ontology annotation, molecular function: signaling receptor activity. Bases 480 to 1979 code for a protein of 499 amino acids. NCBI's taxonomy places the organism in Eukaryota, Metazoa, Echinodermata, Echinoidea, Camarodonta, Strongylocentrotidae. Gene Ontology annotation, cellular component: membrane.